Messenger RNA from Macadamia integrifolia, 2324 nucleotides. Its product is annotated as exopolyphosphatase. The coding region runs from base 163 to 1824 and encodes 553 amino acids. Gene Ontology annotation, molecular function: pyrophosphatase activity. The record is from RefSeq and is a predicted model, not a curated record. The transcript is spliced from 7 exons. NCBI's taxonomy places the organism in Eukaryota, Viridiplantae, Streptophyta, Magnoliopsida, Proteales, Proteaceae.
UUGAGGAGUGGAAAUUUUCACGUUCAAAUUUGCGACAUUUUCUAUGAAAAAUCUUUUAGUUGGAAUUCUCCCUUGCACUCUCUCCGCAGAUUAUAUCAGUCAGUCCCCGCCAUAUUUCGUUCAGAUAAUCUCUGGGAUAGUUGAGAACACCCACACGGAACAAUGGCGAUUGAUCUUUCAAACCCUGUAAAUUCCUCCAAGCUUCUCGCUGUGGUAGACAUGGGUACCAAUUCCUUCAAGAUGUUAGUGGUUCGAGCUGAACCAAAUGGUAAGUUCCUUGCGGUUGAUCGCAUUAAGGAGCCUGUUGUCCUUGGGAGCGGAAUGCUUGCGGAUGACGCUACCAUCUCCCCCGACGCUCAACACCGAGCUAUCGUUGCGUUGCGGAAAUUUGAUCAGGUCUUGCAGAGCCAGCGAAUUCAUUACACCAAGAUCGUCGCCACUUCCGCUGUACGAGAAGCUGCCAACAGAUUGGAAUUCCUCUCUAGAAUUCGAGAAGAAGUAGGGUUUGAGGUGGAUGUUUUGUCUGGGGAGGAAGAAGCUCGGCUUGUCUAUCUUGGCGUUCUUCAAUUCCUACCAGUUUACGAUGCAACUGUUUUAACCGUCGAUAUCGGCGGUGGUUCCACUGAAUUCGUUAUUGGGAAGCAGGGAAAGGUGCUUUUUGCGACUUCGUUGAAGCUAGGGCACGUUACUUUGACGGAGGCUUUUGUAAAGGACGGGAAACUCGUGGAUAUGAGGAAUCACAUCCGUUCCGUUCUACAAGAGUCUGGAUUGAUUGAGAAAGUCAGGGAGAUCGGCUUCGAGAUUGCUGUUGGUUCUUCUGGAACAGUUCGCUCCAUUGAGAAUGCUAUUUUCAGAGGAUACGGUCGUGGCUUGACGAAUAACAUCGCACCCUUGGCGGAAUUUGGAAGGGAUUGGAGAUUCAGUCGGGAGGAACUUGGGGUUGUUGCUGAGAGCCUGUGCUGUUUGGAUACUGGAGGGAUAGAUGCAGCGAGGAGAGCUGGGUUUUUCAAGAGGCGGUCGGAGUUUAUUACCGCCGGUGCAGUUCUCUUGUCCGAGAUUUUUGAGACUCUUGACAUUGAUGAGAUGCGAGUUUCUGGUUCUGCACUAGGAGAAGGGAUCGUUUCAGAAAUCCUAGCUACCUCUUGUGAUGAUUAUGACAUCAAUGUCAAUUCCAGAUGGCGAUCUGUUGUUCACCUCUCAACAAGGUUUAAUAGUCCGAAGAAGAUGAAAUCAGCUGUGUACUGUGCAAGCAUAGCUAGGGAGUUCUUUGAAGGUGUAAGAAAGUGUGAUGUUCUUACUAACCAUGAAAAUAAAUGUGCAUUCUUCUUGGAUGAAAAAGAUCUUGAAUAUCUUGAAGCUGCAUGUUUGCUUCAUAGCAUUGGAAUCUUUAUUGGUAAGAAACGCUACCAUAAACAGUCAUACCAUAUCAUCAAGAAUAGUAAUCAUCUUCAUGGAUAUAGUGCCGAGGAGGUCGAGCUAAUAGCACUCCUUGCAAGAUAUCACAGGAAGAAGUUCCCAAGUUAUGAUCAACCAUCACUUCAGCAUUUUGAAAAUGAUAUAAAUCAGAAAUUCAGACUCCUUUGUGCAAUCAUACGCAUUUCUGUCGCAAUACAACAGUGCCAGUGGAUGACCUUUGAGGGUCUGGAACUAUCUCCUUCUGACAAGGGUUUCAAAGUGGUACUUAAACAAGUAACAGAUCAACCUUUGCUUACUGAUAGUAGGCACCAGACAGUGAAGGAUAUUGAAGAUGAACUAAGGCCGGAGUUGGAGAACUUUAAAGAAGUUUUCCAGCAGAAAUUAUUGUUUGUGGCUCCCUCAACUUGAAACCGUGAAGAUGUACAGAUCUGGUGAUGAGACGCAUAAUCUUACCUCAGAAUGAUAUUCUUUUUCAAGCUCCAAUAACUCAGGUCCACCUUUAGCAGUUCUCCUCCCUUCUGGAGUUCUGGACCCUUUUUUCAUGCAUAGCAAGGCUCACAGUCGUGGAAGUUUUGAAGCUUAUGACUCUAAUAUGAUUUUCUGCUUACUGACAACCAAGAAGGAAUUAUUCAGAAACAGAGGAUGCACCCUGUGAUAUGUAUAAAGCCUUGAUUUUUUUAAACAUGGGGACAAGCCACGCAUAGAAUUUGUGCCCAUUUUUCUAUGUUAUUUUUUUUUUUGUUCCCCUCCACAUCUUUUGGCUUAAAGUAAGUUUUUCUUUCAUGACAAUAGUUUAACAUUACUGUAUUUCAUUUUAAGAAAAUGCUUACAUCACAGAUUUGUGAGCUUCGUGAGUGCUACACUCCAAUAGCAAUUCAGAAAUAAAUAACAAAUAUUUUUUCUCCCUA